GUGUAUUCAUUUUCUCCUUUUACUAUUUAUUUUUAUUUUUAUUUAACACCCUGAUGCUGUCGUUCGGUUUAACAAUAGUCCGACAUGGUGAGACGCAGUACAACAAGGAUGGACUACUACAAGGCCAGGGAAUAGACUCGUCUUUGUCUGACAUCGGAGUGCAGCAAGGCGAAGCUGCUGGCCAGUAUCUGCAAGAUGUCCACUUCACUAAUGUCUUUGCCAGUGAUAUGAAGCGUGCCAGGCAGACUGCUGAAAUUAUUUUGAGGAAAAACAAGACAUGCGGCAAUCUAGACAUUGUGAUUGAUCCAUUACUUAAAGAGAGGAGCUUUGGUGUUGCGGAAGGAGGCCUAGUAGAGAACAUGAAGAACAUGGCUAAAGAAGCUGGCCAGCCAAUCCCAGAGUUCACACCUCCAGGUGGAGAAACAGUGGAUCAGGUAAAGGUACGAAUCAGCAAGUUCCUUAAAUCCAUGUUUCAGCAGAUGGUUGUAAAUCAUAGAGACAAAAUACUGCCAUAUGAAGAAGCCCAGCUAGGAGACACAGACGGAUCUAUUGCAGGUUGCCCAGAUGAUGGAGUCUCAAAUGUGCCUGCUCAUGCUCUUGUGGUGAGCCAUGGUGCUUACAUGCGAGUGGCUAUGCGGUAUUUUAUAGAGGACCUAGGGUGCACUGUGCCUCCUGGGGCAAACAUGUUUCAGGUGUUUUCAGCCUGCCCCAACACUGGAAUGUGUCGAUUUAUUGUGACUUUAAAACUUUCUGACUCUGGCAUUCUGCUGUCUUGCAUGAAUUGUGUAUUUGUCAAUCGAAGAGACCAUAUUAAGACUGAGAACAACUAAGUAAAGAGCCA
Molecule: messenger RNA, 841 nt
Organism: Trichomycterus rosablanca
Lineage: Eukaryota; Metazoa; Chordata; Actinopteri; Siluriformes; Trichomycteridae
Gene: tigara
Product: TP53 induced glycolysis regulatory phosphatase a
Exons: 6
Coding region: 54-830 (258 amino acids)
Biological process (GO): regulation of pentose-phosphate shunt; negative regulation of glycolytic process
Cellular component (GO): cytosol
Molecular function (GO): fructose-2,6-bisphosphate 2-phosphatase activity
Source: RefSeq, a predicted model, not a curated record